CGCAGAAUUGUAUGUUUUGUUUUAUGUAUGUCUUCUCAUGCAUAUACUUGCAUAUCUAGACAUGCUCAUAUAUACUUAAAGGAUAAAGUUCAGGAAAGUUUUACAGAUUUCUUACAGUUCCAGUGAUGGAUUGGAUCUACAGUCUUCAAAUCAGCUUUCUCCUUCCUGGUUUUGAGAAACCUAAUUUCUCAAGAUUUGUAUUUAAGCAGUGUGUCACAUACUCCAGUGCUCCAAUAAUUACCUGAACUUGUAAUCUAGAUAGAAUAACUGCAGAUUUCUCAAUAGUUCAGUGCAGGUAUUCUUUUUUUCACUGUUAACAUCCGCUGGGCAGCUGAUUUCUACAACUGUACUCAGUUUCACCUCUCUAUCCCAAAUCUUUAUAUUAGGUCUAUUGUGUUUAUAUUUUAUUGAGGUUUUCACUGGGUCAUUCUACUAGUAUGUACGUAUAUGUGCGCAUGCACGUCCAUGCGUAUACACGCACAGAGAUCAACAACUGACACGUCUAAAGACAUUCUCACAUGCAGACGCGACACGCUAGUACACGUAAAUAAACAACAAACUGAAACUAUACAAUAAAUGGAAUUCUACGCAGAAAAGAAAAGCAGAAACAAACGUCUUUUAAACAAUUCCUUAUAACCAAAUUCUCAAGUCUGUUGCCAUCCGGGACCUAGAGAUAUAUGAAAUGAGGAAAAAUAUUGAAAAAUGACAGUAGAUCAAUUCUUCAUGCCUUUGUCAGCAAGUUUUAGUGUCCUUUACGUCAAUCCGUGAGAGGGUGUGGCUGUAAAUGGUACUUGAUUUCCAGAGAAACUAUUUUUAGAAUCACCGUUCCGGCAUUCGAGUCAUUUGUGCGCACGCGCAGCACUAUUUUUCCUUCCUUUGCUGCACUUCAAAGUGGUCUGGAUCAUGAACAACUAACAAGAGCUUCAGAGAACUUUGCCUCUUCAACAACAACAAUUACUACUACUACUACUACACCAAUGUUAUGUAAUUUUUAAGACGAUUAGCCAAUAAUGAAUCUGUACUGUUAACAAGACAUGAAUUCAAAUGGGAUGAACCCAGUGUUUUUACGGGAUGCAAACUUUGCUAUUUUUUCUCAGCUGCAGGUUUACACUUUCUUAUUGUGACUUGUUGAAAGUAAUCAUGACUGGCUGCAUCCAGUCAGACGUGUUGUCAUGGACACACAUGGCAAUGCUGUCUCACUAUCAUGCAGUCAAGUCUUAUCAACAUCUGUUGCAGCUAAAUUCAGAAAACAUUCCCAUCAUCAAUCUUCUACAUAGCAACUGCUACAAUCUUGCUGUAAAGUCUUUUUACUCUCACUCCUACAACAUAUGGAGCCAAGUGAUGUACUUUAACUUCUUAGCCAUGAAAACUAUUGCUCUUCCAGUUGCUUAGUUAUGACCUCCUCAUAUGUGGAUCCCGUCCAAAGGGAACAGCCACUGACUCCACCCAAACUACAACAAACAAUAUCUGUUGCUAAUCAUCAUAUAAAUUCCUCUUAAAAUAGCUCACAUUUGCCAUUUCCUACUGACGGUACAUGUGGAUUAUACUUGCAAGUAUUUCUUACAAAUCUUUAACUAUUCUGGCCAUUUUAAUAAAUAUCUACAGAUCUUCCCUGGCUACAAGGCUUAUCAAUGCAGAUCAUGUGAUAAGGUGUUCUCUACGAUGUCUCAUCUUAACCAACACACACGUGUACACACUGGGGAGAGGCCAUUUUUCUGCAAGUGGUGUUCUCGCCGUUUUAGUCGGAAGAAUAACCUUGUAAGUCAUAUGCGCACCCAUGCUACUGAAGAUGAAGAAAGUACUGGCCACCACUCACCAAUUACUAAACAAUACUGCUGCCAAAAAUGCAAUAAAAGUUUUAGCAGUGUUGACCUUCUCAAUUCACAUAAAGUGUCACAGCAUGGUGAUAACAGCAAACGAGGUCACCAUGAAUGUAACAUUUGUGGCAAAGUAUUUGUAAGUGGAGUUAUGCUGACAAUCCAUGUUCGAAUGCACACAGGUGAGAGACCGUAUGGAUGCAUGUUUUGUGAAAAACGUUUUGCCACUUCAUCUGAUCUUAACAGACACACUCGCAUCCACACUGGAGAGAAGCCAUUUCAAUGUCGUUUCUGUGGAAAGAGGUUUACACAGAACUCCAACCUUAAAGUUCAUUUGCGCACUCAUACAAAGGUCUAUCCACACCACUGCAUGCAGUGUAGUAUUGGUUUCACAACACGGGCUGCCCUUACACAACACAUUCGUGUACACCACAAUGAUAACAGCACUCCUACUGACAUUAUCAGUAACAAAGGUGACAUUGCCAAAAAAAGCAGUACUACCAAGAGCCCACCUAAUGAUACAAUCAACAAUAAUAAUAUUACUACUAACAGAAAUAAUAAUGGCGCUCAGGGACUGUUAAAUAUUGUUUCUAAACAAGUUGAGAUAAAGAAACUAGAAGAUAAAGUGGUUCCUCUUGACUUCUUCCCAUCAACUGUUAGUAGUUGGGAUAAACAGCUGCUGUCUAGCUUAAUGUCUGGUAUCAGUUCUUCACCAACAAAUGUGGCAAAAGAAAAUUCUACCACAGCUGAAAAUUUCCCAGUUGAAGGUCAAAACCCAUUAAUGUGCAGCCUUUGUUCAAGACAGUUUCUUGAAGUCAGUAAUCUUGUGCAACAUCUCAAGGUGGAACACGACUUGUGUGAUAGCAGUAUGGAUGUUGAUCCACUACCUUUAGUGGUCACAAAAGAUGAAGUAGAUCGUAAGUCUGUCCUUCAGGGUUUGGCACCUGAUAACCAAUUUACUGUUAAAACAGUGCUACUUGAUUUUAACGACAAAGUCAUUACCGAGGAGCCAGCAGUCCAAUCUUCUUCUGAUGCUGCAGGCUACUUCAGCAAAGAAAGCUCAUGCAGUAACAACACAAGCAGUAGUAGUUCUGAGAGUGAAAUUGCAUUAGCUGACAACCUCCAAUCAUUGUUAUAUAAUAGUGAUAAAGUUGCAGAAGGAGUAGAAAAUCCUAAAGAAGCCGGUGUCAAUGAAACAAAACCAAGUAGUAGAAUAGUGAAAAAUAGCAUCAGUCGAACUCCAAGCCAGACUGGAUCCAACAUAAAAGUUGAAUUAGGUUUUGACAACUGCCAAAAAUUAGAGGAAACUGCAAAUGUGACUGAUCUAACAAGCACGAAUGAUAUGAUGCUGUUAACACCUUCAGGUAACUCAACUGUUUCAACAUCUUACUCAGGUACAGAACCAGUGUCAUUAUUAGGCAAGGAUAUAGAAGUGAACUCUGGCAGGGAUUCAUCAACAAGAGUUCAUGAAAUUCCCACAUGUUUAGUAACAAGUGAAGGAAUUUUGGAGGAAUGGGAAACUAGCAGAGACAUUGGUUCCACCAACUGUAAUACUUUGCCUAUCUAUGUUAGUGAUGAUAGUAGUGAACAGUCUUCAGGGUGCAGCAGUCUUAUUCCUAAUACCUUUGCUGUGUCUGCACUGAACAUUCCAAGUAGCAGUCCUUGUAUAUCAGAGGAUAUUCAAUGCCAAAUACCUGACAUGCAGGCUCUAACAAAUCUAGAAAGUUUUGCUUUUGACAGAGAUUCUAAUAAUAUAACAAACAGUGGUGAGUCUUCCUACUUGUGUGAAGAAUUUGUAGAUAUUAACACAUUAAACUGUAACUAUUCUGAAAGGUCAGACAAAAGACUGAAAAUUGACCCAGAAAUUACCUGCAUUGAUUUGUCUUCUCCACUUCAGGAUAAACUUGCAUCUAAAAUUUGUGCUGAUGAAGAACCACAUUUGUCAUCUGAGUCACAUGAUGGUACUAACAAAGUAGCUAGUAAAGGGUACCUACUCACUGAUGCCAAUAAAAAUGAAAUGGGAAAUGUUGUUCCCCUGUCUUUAUCAUCAUCAAAUGGUGUAUGUGUUAGAGAGAGCAACUGUACAGAUAACAAUAUAACCACUGUAAAUAAUGCUAACGUAGAUGAUGGCAGGGAUUUGAAGAGAACUUCUAUCCAAGGUGAUGAUAAGCUGUGUGGCCAAGAGAACCAGUAUGCAUGUAUGUUGUGUAGUAAGACAUUCCAACAGGCCAAUCACCUGACAUAUCACAUCAGGACACACACUGGUGACCGUCCAUAUAAGUGUGUAUAUUGUGGCAAGGCCUUUGCUAAGCCGUCCGAUUUGAAUCGCCAUACCCGCAUUCAUACUGGGGAAAAACCUUUCAAAUGUGAGUUUUGUGCCAAGCGUUUUACACAGAAUUCAAAUCUUGUGUCCCAUUUACGCACUCAUGCUACAUCACAACGGCCAUACAGAUGCAGUCACUGCAAUAAAUCCUUUUCAGACUUUCCACUUCUCAGUAAACAUCUUGCAUGUCAUACGACCAAAAGCUACAAAUGCAAAUUGUGUUUGCGAACUUUCAGCAGCAUUCAUCUACUUUCCAAGCACACCGCACAUGCUCAUAACCAUCUAAAUGUCAGAAGUGGAAUUACCAAACAGAAACGUUGUCAUAUUUGCAAUACAUGUGGUAAAGAGUUCCUUACAUCAUCAGAUCUCAAGCGUCACACACGUAUACACACUGGUGAGAAACCCUUUGCUUGCGACUAUUGUGAGAAAAGAUUCAAUCAAAGUUCUAAUCUUAUUUCUCAUGUAAAAACACAUUCGGGUGUAAAGCCACACAAAUGUGAUUUCUGUCCCCGUGAAUUCUUCUCAACAGCCAUGUUAUAUCGUCAUCGAAGAUUACAUACAGGUGAAAAACCUUACAAAUGCAAUAUAUGCCAAAUGUGCUUUUCACGAGCAAACUUUCUCAAAUAUCAUAUGGCAACCCAUUGUGAACUUGAAAAUUCCUCUGAGUCAGCUGUCCAAGUACAUGAGAAGAAAACUGCAAAACCCCUUGAAACUAUGGCAGGUUACUUAAGUUCUCCUCAGCCACAGUCCCAUGUUGAGGAAGAACCCAAAGAGAUAGUUGAUGGAAAAGAUAAUGCAGAUAAAGGAGAAGUGAUAACUAACUCCUACAGUGAAACAAAAAACAGCAGUUGCAAUGAAUCCCCUUCAAAUAAGGCAGAGCCUUCAGAAAAUAUUACUUUAGAUCUUAGCACAUAUGUCAGCAAUGAUGGUAACAUGUACCUUACAUCUUUACCAGCUUCUGUAGAAUCUGAGGAUCCAGCUGGUUCAAAGAAAUUAGUCAGUAUGACGACAACAUUAGCACCUCAUUUGCAGUCUAGUGGUUUCCAAUGUCCAUUUUGUAUGAAGUCCUUUGACCACUCCAGCCUUUUGAUCAAUCACAUCAUGACUCAUAAUGAGCAGAAACAUUAUUCCUGUAAAGUCUGCUCAAAAUCCUUUUUCACCAGAUCUGCACUCAGACAACAUUCUUCAAGACAUAGACAACGUAAGCCAUUCAGAUGUGGCUACUGUUCCCGUCGAUUCUAUCUCAAUGUCUUUUUAUUACUGCAUUUGAAGAAACACACUUCAAUCUGCAAGUAUGUGUGCAAUGUAUGCUGUUGGGUAACAACCAGCCUUGUUCAGGUUAGGCACCAUAAGAAACUCUAUGCUGGGAGACAACAUACAUUCAGUGUGAAACAUUCUGCUGAGCCUGGUGUCAGUAAUGUUGAAACCCAAAGUAGAACAUAUUAUCCCAUUUCCUUGUCUAAAAAGUUAUACCAAAGACAAAAUAAGGUGGAGAAUCCUGGCAAUAAAUUAUUUCAAUGUAGUAUGUGUUUAGAACGCUUUCAACACCUCUCUAGUCUUGGUCAGCAUGUUGUAGUGCAUAAGAAGAGUGACAGACACAAAAAAGAAAAUACAAUUCAACCAAUAACACUUCUCCAGGUUAGAUCUGGUCAUUGGCAACUUAAUAAAGGGGACAAAAAGUUUCAAGACAAUCCAUCGACCUACAUAACAUCUGCAUCAAAUUUUGAUGCAGACUCUGUCUCACAGGAAAGAAAAGAUGCUGCUGAUUCCAAAGAAGUUGAAUUAUUCAACAGGUCUAAGUCCGAUAGAUUAAUUUCUAAGACCACUCACAACUAUAGGCCAAGUGUUAAACCUCUAGAGAUCUCUAUUGCAGGACACAGUUGGUUAACUGGUGACUCUGCAUUUACUGAAGAAUCCCCAGCUUACAAAAGAUGCAAUGAAAAUACACAAAGUGUAGCUUAUUAUGCUACAAAAUCCAAGGCUAAAUCUAAAAAUCAGGUAAAAAGUUUGAAAAGGCAGGUAAAUUUUCAAAAUGCAUCCAUACAGAAAGACACUACAAUUACACAAGCUGUUGUGGAUGAAUCAGGGAAUGAUCCCAAGGCUGUUAUGAAACAAUCUAAAACUUCAUUAAAUCAAGAAGGCAAAAUAAGGCCAAAAUUUCCAAUAAGUUCACCAAGUUUAGAAAAUAAUCGUAAACAGCACCAGUGUGAAAUAUGUGGUCGUACUUUUGUUCAGGCAUGUCACUUAACUUAUCACAUUCGAACACACACUGGAGAAAGACCUUAUGGCUGCAGACAUUGUGGGAAAGCUUUCUUCACAUCAUCUGAUCUGAAACGUCACACACGAGUUCAUACAGGUGAGAAACCUUUCAAAUGCAACCAUUGCCGAAAAAGAUUUACUCAGCGUUCAAAUUUACUCAUCCACACUCGCUCUCACACUGGUGAUAGACCUUAUCGAUGUCGUUUAUGUCCCAAAAAAUUUUCAACUUCUUCUAUGUUGGCCAGACAUCAACAAACUCACUCUACAAUCACCAAUCAUUCUGAAAUCAAUUUCUGUUGUCCUGCUUGUCAACAGAAGUUUACUAAUUAUUACAGUCUCACUAAUCAUCUCAAAGCUUCUCAUCCAAGUUUGGUGAAAAAGCCAGAGUACAAGAAGAAAGAAAAGACAAUGUCUACUCCACAUACAUCCAAUAAGUCAGAUUCAUCAUGGCUACCUGUGAAAUCUGGAACAGUUACUAUUUCUGAUGAUUCACUAUCUGAUAUGGUCACAUAUUUGUCAGCUACACUAAGCUGUGCUGUGUGUGAAAAAUCUUUCCCAGAUAGCAUUCAGCUUUCUAAACACCAGUGUAACCAACAACCUCAUCAAGAAGAUAACCUGAAUUGGGCCACAAAUGUUAAAGCCUUUGAUUCUACAAUAUCAACAUCUGCUUCCCAGAAAGAUUUAUCUGGCAGAAUUCCACCUAGAUCAGUAUUCAAAUCUAAUGAAAGCUUCUAUAACAACAAAGGACUGAACAGGAGUUUGGGAACCAUGAAUGUAACCACUGGAAAGGUUGAUUUGAUGGAAGAGCAGCCAUCUGAUCUACAAACAACAGAAACUAGCAAGGAAACUAGCGACCUUCUCAAAUCUCUAAGUUUGUCAGAUAAAGAUCCAGAAAAUGUUGCAACAGAGGAAAAAGUAUGUGACUUGGUAAAGGAAAAAUCUGAUGUAGUUUUAGUUGAAAAGCUUGUGCCAGUUACCAAGGCAAAUGAGAAAGAACAGUCAGCACCUUCUCAACCUGUAGUGGCUGGGAACAAAAAAUUCUCUGAAGAGAAGUCCCCAAACCAGUGUGAAAUCUGUUUCCGUACAUUUUCACAGUCUUCCCACUUGCGUUACCAUCUCCGCACACAUACAGGUGAACGACCCUACCACUGCGAUUACUGUGAUAAGGCAUUUUUCACAUCCUCUGAUCGAAAUCGACACACUCGAGUGCACACUGGAGAAAAGCCAUAUGGAUGUGGCCUAUGUCAGCGUACCUUUUCGCAGAAGUCUAAUUUGAUGGGACACUUGAAGACACACAACCGCCAUGGUACAGCAGCAGUUUCUUACACAUUUUCUAAAGGACAAAAAUUUCUUAACGGGACACAUGCAUCAAGUUUGAAGGUUCAGUUUAAGAAGUCUUCCGAAAGAGACUCUUCUAUUUCUAAUAUUCAUUCCUCUUCUGCUUACUCUUCAUUGUCUUCCUCCAUUUCUCAUAGUUCCAUUAGAAGAACAGAAAAAGUUUUUCAAGAUUCUUCCAAAUCCAUUUGGAACAUUCAGUGCAAAGUAGGGUCUGUUUUAAAGCCAAUCCUACACCUCAAUACCAAAGAGUUAGACCAUAACCAACAAAAAAGUUCUUUCAAAACUCAAGAAACCAAUCAAAGUCGUUUUUCCACUGAAGAUACAAUGUCACAUUCAAGGUCUUUCUUAUCAGUCAGUGAUAAACAGAACAAAAGUGAGUUUCAGUGUUCUUUGUGCUCUCGUACUUUUCCACUGCAGAAACAGUUGGCUUCUCAUAUGCGCUACCACAGUGGUGUGCAUCGGUAUCCUUGUUCUAUCUGUGCCAAAUCAUUCCUAAAGAUGUCUGAUCUGCGUCGACAUUUGCGUGUUCAUUCAGGAGAAAAGCCAUUCGUUUGCAAAUGGUGUCCUCGUAAGUUUUCCCAAUCAUCGAACCUCACUGCUCACCUGCGCACUCAUUCAGGUGAAAAACCUUUCCAAUGUGGACUCUGCAAUAAGAAAUUUUCACAGUCGUCUUCAUUGAAGAUGCAUACAAAGAUGCAUCAACCAAUCUGCAUUCCUGCUCGGUGCCGAUUUAGUCCUGUUUAGCAAUUCCUUUUUUUUUUUAUCACUUAUGCCAAAGCAUAGUUAUAGGUCAGCAACCUGUUGUUUCAGUGACCUCCACUUGCCAAAAAACUGAAAUAUCUUAAAAACACUCCUACCCGCCCAUCCCACCAAAAAAUAGAAAUUUAAAAAGCAAUUAUACAAAAAAAAAAAGAGAAAAAGUAAAACUAAAUGGGUCUGAUGAAAAAGGCCUAGCAUGUAAAAACUUAUCUGUGAAUAUGUAUAGAGGUAUGUUAAUGAAGGUUUAGCAAGACAAAUCUAUGCAGUCUAUUAACCCACAUUCUAUAUAUAUAAAGAUACAUGAGUGUUUGUGUGUGUGUGUAUCUGUAUAUAUGAAUAUGUAUCUGUGUAUAUGUAUGUAUAUGUAUCUGUGUGUCUGUAUGUACAUGUGUACAUACACACAUACCAUAUGUACAUAUAUAUAUGUAACAAUUGUACCUAUGCACACACACAAACACACACACACACACACACACACACACACACACACUCACACACACACACACACACACACACAUAUUUAUACCUAAUCAUACAUAUUUAUUUGCAAACACAUCUCUUUCUCACACUCUCUUUCCUUUUCUCUUUCUCACACCAUCACACAUGUGUGUCUAUGCAUGUUUGUAAAUGGGGAGAGAGAACUAGUUAUUCUUUUAAAUUUUUUAUUGGGAACAUAACUACAUUUCAGUUUUGUUUUAUUGCUAGUUUUUCAUAUAUUUUUUCCUUCAUAUAUAUAUAUAUAUAUAUAUAUAUAUAUAUACACAUACACACAUACAUACACACACACACAUACGCACACACACACACACACAUACAUACACACAUAAUUUCUCAAUAAGCAAAUAUGAAAAAAAUCCUCAGUAAAAGAAGAUUAAAGCUGCAUAACAAACAUUGUUUUCAGUAAUAUAUACAACCAACACAUAUGUAUGCAUAUGUAUGUGAAGUAUAUUUGUGUGUGCAUGUGUGUUUUGUUGAGCUUAAUUUUCUAAUGUCUUUUGCUGAGUGCUGAUAAAUCAUCCAAAGCAUUUUACCAAAUAUUACCUUGUGGUUGGUUGAAUAAUAUUCCAAAGUUCAUUUGUUAAAUGAGCUUUCACCAAAAACUUGUUGAUAUUUUCAAGUGCAUGAGAGAAAAUACAUUGCAUAUUAUAGACAUAUGACUGGACUAGUACAUAUGAACAGAUUAGUGCAUAUGGAUGGAUUAGUACAUAUUCUUUUACUUGUUUCUGUCAUUUGACUGCGGCAAUGCUGGAGCACCAUCUUGGGGGGUUUUAGUUGAACAAUUCGACCCGAGGUCUUAUUUCUUGAGCCUAUUACUUAUUCUAUCAUACCCUUUUGCUGAACUGCUAAGUUACAGGGUCAUAAACACACCAACACCUGUUGUCAAGUGGUGAUGAGAGGACAAACACAAAGACACACACAGAUAGAUAUAUACAGGAGAAAAACUAGACUUAGUUGAUAGCUUCCGAUAUCUAGGUGACCAAGUUAGUAGUGGGGAGGGUGCGCUGAAAGUGUAGCUGCUAGAAUAAGAAUAGACUGGGCAAAGUUCAGAGAGCUCUUACCUCUGCUGGUGACAAAGGGCCUCUCACUCAGAGUAAAAGGCAGACUGUAUGACGCAUGUGUACGAACAGCCAUGCUACAUGGCAGUGAAACAUGGGCCAUGACUGCUGAAGACAUGAGUAGGCUCACAAGGAAUGAAGCCAGUAUGCUCCGAUGGAUGUGUAAUGUCAGUGUGCAUACUAGACAGAGUGUAAGUACGUUGAGAGAAAAGUUGAACAUAAGAAGCAUCAGUUGUGGUGUGCAAGAGAGACGAUUGCACUGGUAUGGUCAUGUGGCAAGAAUGGAUGAGGAUAGCUGUGUGAAAAAGUCCCACACCCUAGCAGUUGAGGGAACCUGUGGAAGAGGUAGACCCAGGAAGACCUGGGAUGAGGUGGUGAGGCACGAACUUCGAACAUUGGGCCUCACCGAGGCAAUGACUUCUGACAGAGACCUUUGGAAAUAUGCAGUGCGUGAGAAGACCUGGCAAGUCAAGUGAGACCAAUAUCCAAGGCCUCUGCCAGGGGUGUAGCCAGCCCACUUAUGCAUACCUUCCUUCCUUGGACACUAAACUCCGCUUGCGAAGACCUGUUGAUGCAAGUGAAAUCGAAAUUGAACUAAAUUCGAUGACUGGCACCCAUGCCAAUGUUGUCGCCUUCAUUGGACACUAAACUCGGCUUGCAAAGACCUG
Molecule: messenger RNA, 10720 nt
Organism: Octopus bimaculoides (California two-spot octopus)
Lineage: Eukaryota; Metazoa; Mollusca; Cephalopoda; Octopoda; Octopodidae
Biological process (GO): regulation of transcription by RNA polymerase II
Molecular function (GO): RNA polymerase II cis-regulatory region sequence-specific DNA binding; DNA-binding transcription factor activity, RNA polymerase II-specific
Source: RefSeq, a predicted model, not a curated record